Molecule: messenger RNA, 1323 nt
Organism: Populus trichocarpa (black cottonwood)
Lineage: Eukaryota; Viridiplantae; Streptophyta; Magnoliopsida; Malpighiales; Salicaceae
Product: chaperone protein dnaJ 72
Exons: 3
Coding region: 402-977 (191 amino acids)
Cellular component (GO): nucleus; cytoplasm
Molecular function (GO): protein folding chaperone; protein-folding chaperone binding
Source: RefSeq, a predicted model, not a curated record
UUCAAGUUUUUUUUUAUUAGAUUGAUAGCCAAUCAUGCUCCAAAUCUAAUAGAAUCAACAUAAAAAAAACAUCAUGGUUUAAAAUAAAAAUGCUUGACCUAGUUUGACUUUGUGAUUCAUGAGUUGACUGGUAAUUGAGUGAUAUAUGUUCCUAACCAUUGAACAAAAUAAAAGGUUGUUAAAUCAAUAAUCAUUAAGGGAUCAACUUAUAAUUUAUAAGACUAUAAGGACCAAAUUACAACUACGUCAAAAACAGAAACUAACUCCCACGAGAACAGAAGAUCUUGCCGAAGAAGAGGACACAAAAAUGCCACGACUGUCUGCAACAAUCUCUUUCUCUCCUCUUCUUUAAUUCUCAAAUACACCGACAACCUCAAAAAAAUCCAGAAACAAAUUCAAGCAUGGAUUACUACAAGGUCUUAGGUAUAAACAGAACCGCAAGAAAAGAAGAAAUAAAAGAAGCAUAUCGAAGAUUAGCGUUAGAACUCCACCCAGACAAACACGCACGAUCAUCAAAUCCUGUAAGAGAGAAAGCCACCCUCAAAUUCAAACAAGUCUCUGAAGCUUACGAAAUUCUUAGAAACGAUAAAAAACGUGCUGAUUACAACUUUCGGUCCUCUUAUUCUUCUUCUAAUAAUCACACGGGAAGGAAUUAUUAUAGUAAUAAAAGUUAUUAUAAUCGUGGGGGCUAUGGAUAUUAUCAUAAUUAUGAUAAUAAUGAUUAUGAUUCGAGGUUUAAUAGGUAUAGAAAUUCUGGGUGGAGCUCAAAAUUGGAGAAUUUGAUCAAGUUCAUGACCACUCGUGCGUUUCUUCUCAAUGCAGCUUUUGCCUGUGCCUUACUUGGUGGGUCCGUGGUGGUGGAUAUGGGAAAGGAAGCACUGUGGAAUAUGCACAAUUCAGGGAAAUCAUUUGAGGAUGCCGUGGAAUCUAUCAAGAAAGCCAGAGCACAUAGAGAUGAGGAUGAGGAUGAGGCUUGAUAGCCAAGAGGACCGACCAUAUUCUUUGAUUUCUACUAAUGAAACCAGAAACUUUUCUUGCAUGAUUGGAGAACCAAGUACUAGAGCAUGGGAUUCGAAGACUUGUCCUCAACCGUAAUAUAUCUCCAGACUUUAGUGAAUAUCACAUUUUUUUCAUCAUUGAAAGAUCCAUAGAUCUUGUAUUGGCCCUUAUUCUGUACAGGAGAUGCUUCAAAUACAUCCCAGGGGAUUUUGUAAAUACCCCUUUCCAGAUCAGGAUUUGUAAACAGAGUUGUACUUGUGUGACUGGUAUCCAGCCCUUGAUGUUAUAUAUGCUUAAAAUAAUCCUCAUUGUUUUGGUUCUUCA